Messenger RNA from Meloidogyne enterolobii, 661 nucleotides. The record is from the annotation of a GenBank genome assembly. Lineage: Eukaryota; Metazoa; Nematoda; Chromadorea; Rhabditida; Meloidogynidae.
UAUUUUUGUAAUGAUAUUCAAUUCUUCUUCUGAAGAUGAACAAAUGUCAAAUGAUGGACAAUCAUUACCUUCACCUCAAACACCACUUCAACCAAAUGAGGAUAUGGAAGCUUGGAGUGAUUCUGGACAGAAUCGAGGAAUUAAUCAUGAAGGAUCUAUUGAAUUAUCACCAAUUUAUGCUGGUACUGAUGCUUUUCAAGGAGAGAUUUUGUCAAUUUCUGAUGCAGAGGAAGCUGAACCAAGAAAUGAUGGGACACCUGGGGGGUCUAUGCAAUCUUCUUUUUCAAUAACUGCUGCGAAUAAUGAAAAUUUGCGUAAACAAUCUCCUCAACCAGCUAUAUUCGAACCAUUAGAAUUUUUUGAAGAAAAGCCUCCACUCGAAUUACCUACAAAAACUCGUCUGAAAAUUAAAAUAAAAAGAUUGAAAUUAGUCGGUGAAUGGCGUUGGAUGGAUGGAAAGGGUGAUAAUUGUGGAAUUUGUAGAACUUCCUUUGAGACUUGCUGUGUUGAUUGUAGAUUUCCAGGGGAUGAUUGCCCAUUAGCAUUGGGUUCAUGUACUCAUGCUUUUCAUAUGCAUUGUAUUGUAAAAUGGACAAAUACUCAAAAUGGACAAAAAUCUGUUUGUCCUCUUUGCAGACAAGAAUGGAAGUUUGCUAGUUAA